This is a messenger RNA of Ostertagia ostertagi, 300 nucleotides long. The record is from the annotation of a GenBank genome assembly. NCBI's taxonomy places the organism in Eukaryota, Metazoa, Nematoda, Chromadorea, Rhabditida, Trichostrongylidae.
AUGGCUAACCCAUUCGACGAUGACUACAGGAGCAGUCCGGCGGCAAGCAACAGCAAGUUGAAGAGUUACACGACUCACUCGAACAAUAUUGAGGAUGAGGCGGACUUUUACGAAAAAGAGAUUGAGAAGUACAUGCAAGAGUCUCUCGAUAGCACAGAGAGGUCAAGGCGUCAUUUGGAGAAUUCGGAGAAAAUCGGAGCUCAGACCGCUCAAGACUUACUCGAACAGCGUGAAAAACUGGAAAGAACAGAACGCAAUCUUGAUGAGAUACAUAGAACUACCCAGAUUACCCAACGGUAA